AUGCAGAUCACCAAAUCCUUCUUAGCAGCCGUCCUGCUCUUCAACGCCAAUGCCCUCGCUACCCCGACCGCUGCCACCGAUGCCGUGGCACCAGUAGGAGAGCGUUCUCCCAUUGAGGAGGGCAAGCACGAGCACUCCAAGGCCAAGGAAGGGUACUACCACGACCACCACUACCACCAGGACGAGGAGAAGAAGAAAGACGUCAAGGAGAAGGAGAAGCACCGGGAGAAGGGCAGCAAGAAGAUGGCUGCCCGGGACGACGACCACUGGCAUGACCACCACCACAACAACCAUGGCGACGAAGGCUACGGCGGCUGGGACGGCUAUGACGGUCAUGACGGCUAUGGUGAGGGCUGGGGUGGCUGGGGCAAGAGGGAAGAGCACCACCGCAACCACGAGGGUGGGGGAGAGGGGGAGCGGGGAGGAUACGGUGAGGGUCGGGGCGGCUGGGGCAAGAGAGAUGAACAGCACGGAGGUGAACGGGGAGGAUAUGGCGAGGGUGGCCGAGGGGGAUAUGGCGAGGGUGGACGAGGAGGUUAUGGUGAGGGCGGACGAGGAGGAUAUGGUGAGGGUUGGGGUGGUUGGGGUAAGAGAGAUGAAUUCCAUGAAAGCGAGGAUGCACGUCAUGGUGGGUGAUUUUACUACCACCGGCACAUCGGGCUAUCUCGACCAAAUCACGAUAAUUUUAACGGCAAUGCCAAUGCCAAUGUUGGAUAAGGC
This is a messenger RNA of Hypoxylon fragiforme, 720 nucleotides long. RefSeq lists its product as uncharacterized. The record is from RefSeq and is a predicted model, not a curated record. Lineage: Eukaryota; Fungi; Ascomycota; Sordariomycetes; Xylariales; Hypoxylaceae. The transcript has 2 exons. The coding region runs from base 1 to 636 and encodes 211 amino acids.